Molecule: messenger RNA, 420 nt
Organism: Nicotiana tabacum (common tobacco)
Lineage: Eukaryota; Viridiplantae; Streptophyta; Magnoliopsida; Solanales; Solanaceae
Source: RefSeq, a predicted model, not a curated record
AUGUGUAUUGAUUAUCGCCAGUUGAACAAAGUGACAGUUAAGAACCGUUAUCCUUUGCCUUGUAUUGAUAAUCUGUUUGACCAGCUUCAGGGUGCAUGGAUGUUUUCUAAGAUUGAUUUGCGCUCAGGUUACCAUCAGUUGAAGAUUUGGGAGCCAGAUAUCCCAAAGGCUGCUUUCAGGACUCGGUAUGGUCAUUACGAGUUCCUUGUCAUGUCAUUUGGGCUGACAAAUUCCCUAGAAGCCUUUAUGCAUUUAAUGGAUAGUGCAUUUCGGUCGUAUCUCGACUCGUUCGUUAUUGUCUUUAUUGAUAAUAUUCUGGUGUAUUCCCGGAGUCAGGAAGAUCAUGAGCAGCACCUGAGGAUUGUGCUUCAGAUUCUGAGAGAGAAGAAGUUAUAUGCUAAGUUUUCGAAAUGUGAGUUU